Schizophyllum commune H4-8 is the source of this 2493-nucleotide messenger RNA. RefSeq lists its product as uncharacterized. The coding region runs from base 1 to 2493 and encodes 830 amino acids. The transcript has 4 exons. Gene Ontology annotation, biological process: osmosensory signaling pathway via Sho1 osmosensor; fungal-type cell wall organization; establishment of cell polarity. Gene Ontology annotation, cellular component: extracellular region; cell surface; site of polarized growth. Gene Ontology annotation, molecular function: osmosensor activity. The record is from RefSeq and is a predicted model, not a curated record. Lineage: Eukaryota; Fungi; Basidiomycota; Agaricomycetes; Agaricales; Schizophyllaceae.
AUGCUCGUUCAAUCCUUUAUCACGCUCCUCGCUCUCAUCGCAUACUCCGUCCAGCUUGCUGACGCCCAUGUCCCGACACCAUUUGACCACAAGCGGGGCAUGGUCAAGCGCGUUGGCCGGAGGGAUGCGAUAGAGACCGUAUACCGACGUGACGGCAUCCUGGACAUCCUCGGACUGGGCGACAGCUCGUCGGCGGAGCCCGGUGCUUCGACGUCGGCUAGCGGUUCGAGCUCUGCCAGUGGGACUUCGUCCGGCUCUUCCUCUUCCUCAUCUUCCACUUCUUCUGGCGCCUCUUCGUCAAGCUCGGGGACGUCCUCUUCCUCUACCGAAACAUCGGGGACGACCACCUCAAGUGCUGCGUCUUCCUCGUCCAGCGAUCCGUUCGACUUGGGCUGGCUCACCGGCACGAGCAGCAGCAGCAGCAGCGCAUCCGCAACAACCAGCUCUGUCCCCUCCACGACGGCCUCAUCCUCCGCUAGCGCAGCCUCGUCAGGCACGGCGUCCACCGCCGCCGCCAGCACGUCCGCAGCUACCACCUCAGCAUCUGUCACGGGUACUGUCACAUCAUCAGCUAGCGCGGGUUCUUCGUCCGUGAGCUCGCAGGCUGAAUCCAGCAGCUGCGCUGGCCUUCUGGGUGGUCUGUCCUGCGGCCUUGCGGGAACGACUAGCUCGUCCGCACCUGCGACUUCGGCGAGCGGCUCCGCGUCUUCGGGCGCCGUUACAAGCUCUUCAGGAACAUCGGUUGCGGCUACCAGCGCCGUUUCAAGCGGCAGUGCGAGUGGCAGCGCGAGCUCGACCGUACCACCCACGGCGUCUGAAUCCAGCGUGCCUGCGAGCUCGGCCGCCAGCGACAGCGUGACCACCGCAUCACCUUCGGACAGUGCCCCGUCUUCGGGCGCUGCAUCCUCGUCAAGCGAUGGCAACCCUCUGUCCAGCUGGUGGAGCAGCCUCACGGACACGGCGACGCCGUCUUCGUCGUUCCCAGCCUCGAGCGGAUUCUCGGAUUCGUCUGCGCUUCCUUCGAUCACCGAUUCGUCGGCCAUUCCGUCUAUAACGGCCUCGGACAAUUCAAGCAGCUUCCCUGCUUCAUCCAGCUUCACCAGCUUCUCGGCAUCUGCCACGUCUUCCGAUUUCCCGGGUAAUGCAUCAUCGUCGCUUCCCUGGGACUCAUCGUCCGCACCGUGGAACUCGAGCACCAUUACCGAGUCCGCGACGGCUACAUCCUCGGGCGUGUCGGGUAGUAUCACUGCGUCGGCUUCCGUGAACGUGACCGCUUCUGCCAAUGCGACGGAAACCGCUUCCGGGAGCGCCAACGCGACGAGCAGCGCCGUGGUCAGCUUCCCGUCGGGACCGGCCAACAGCAGCAGCGGCACCUCUACGCUGUGGAGCACGACCACCGCGACGACCGUCGCCGUGUCCACCACUACUGCGUCCUUCUCGGUCAACUCGCAGUACUCGUGGAUCACCAGCGAGUCCCUCGCCUUCGCGCCGGAGUCGACGUCGACCUCGGACACGCCGACGACGACGAACACGGAUCCGGACGCACCGACUUCGACAUUCGAUCCGAACACGAUCCAGCCGUCGACGACGCUGUCGGUGUCCGCGCUGCCGAGCUCGCUGCCGCGGCGCAUCUACCCGGCGAACGGCCUCGACAGCGACUCGCAGACGUCGGAUAAGACGCUGAUCAGUCUGCUGUUCAACAUUGGGUCGCUGAACUGGGACUUCGUGUCUACGAGCGAUGUGUCGGCGUCGCAAAUCUUUGCGUACAUGCCGAUUAUCAUUCAAACCAGCCUGGGUAUCACCUCGGACGACAUGAUCACGUUUGCGCUGCAAGUGUAUGUCACGGAUGCAUACACUUCGACUGGCGACGUGCAGAAGCUCGGGACCACAUUCCUCGCGUACAUCCCGCAGGACAAGGUCAGCACGCUGGCCUCGCUCAUCAAGGACACCUCCAGCUCGUUCUACACGGGCACCGGUGACCCGACGCUCGAGUCCCUUGCCAACAAGGUCGAGAGUGGCUUCUCUGUCCUCUCCAUCUCGGACCCGAACGGUGGUGGCUCGGCCUCGGGUGGUUCAUCUUCGGGCUCGAACGACGGCAGUGCGUCCUCGGAGAGCGGUGCGAGCAAGACGCGCGAGGAUGCCAUCAUCGGUGUUGUCAGCGCGCUUGGUGGUGUCGCCCUUCUCGUGCUCGCCUUCCUUGUCUACCGCAGCAUCGUACGGCGUAGGGAGCUCGCCCACCGUCGUCUCUCUGAGCCGACGGAGGUCGCUGGCGCGCGUCCGCCUGACCGCGACUUCGACCAGGACAGCGUCGGUGGCCAGCGGAGACGCAGCUUCUACUACGCGGAGGACUCGCUGCGGGGCUUCCAGGGCGAACACCCCGAGGAAGACCAGUACAAUGCGCGGACGAGCCCGAGCCAGGGGAUGACACAGCGGAGGAUCGCGCCUGCGGCGAUCUCUGCGCCCAUCCUGCGGGAGUCGAGCAUGAACUGGUGA